Messenger RNA from Anopheles aquasalis, 704 nucleotides. Its product is annotated as ninjurin-A-like. Gene Ontology annotation, biological process: cell adhesion; tissue regeneration. Gene Ontology annotation, cellular component: membrane. The record is from RefSeq and is a predicted model, not a curated record. NCBI's taxonomy places the organism in Eukaryota, Metazoa, Arthropoda, Insecta, Diptera, Culicidae.
UUGUAUUCGUGAAGCACGCUGAUCGCGCAACACAACCAACGAUGGCCGCAUCGUCAGUUGCUAGUACGGAACCCGUCGGUUCGGACGUCGGUUCCCGCGGUGCCGUGUAUCGUUAGCCAACGGUGACAACAGUUCGACAAUUCUCCCUCCCCCUUUCCCAACAGCAAAACAAUGGCCCUUCCCGUGGAACAGACCGGUGGUGAUCGGCGGCUUAGCACAAACAUCGAACUACCGGACCCCUCGCUGCCGGCGGUCAUACCGAACGUGAAUGUGUACCAGCAGAAGAAAACCCUGGCCCAGGGCAUGAUGGAUCUGGCGCUCCUCUCGGCCAACGCCAAUCAACUGCGCUACGUGCUCGAGACGUACGAACGGCAUCCGUACCACAUCUUCAGCAUCGUGUUCAUCUCCAUCAGUCUUCUGGUGCAGGUCGGGGUCGGCAUUGGUCUCAUCAUGAACAGUCGCUACGACGUUAAUGACAAGAAGGAGAUUUGCAAGGCGAACAAGAUCAACGACUACAUUACGAUCGGCAUUUUUGUGAUCACGCUGGUCAACGUGCUGAUCUCGGCCUUCGGUGUUGCACCACGAGCGACCUAGAGAGCAAUAAAGAUGCGUACUCCUCCCGCCAAUCCGCCCGCACCUAGCACUCUACCUGGUUGAGAGAGAAAAAAAAAGAAACAAACAUAAUGUCCCCCCCCUUCCACAAU